AUGGCGGACAUACAACUGAAACCUUCUGAAAUUUAUUUUCUUCACGACUCGAUAAAAGGUCAGUUUAGAGAUGGCAGGCAUUUGUUAGAUACGUUCAAAGAAUUGUUGUAUAAAAGAAUAAGUCCAUCCCAGAUCGAGAAGAUCGUUGUAUAUAGCGCAAACAGCAAAUGGCGAGUAUACGCCGGAAAUAGACGACUUUACAUUUAUAAAAAGUUGGAAGUCCUUGGAGUUGUGGAAUAUAUUACUGCAUGGAAAGUAUUGACAUUGAAUCCAUACACGUUGAGGAAACGGGAUACUACUAAAAACGGAGGAGCAUCGGUAAGAAUACGUAAUGACCCUCUGUUUGAGGGAAAAAUUACGUGGAUCGUAGAAGAAUGGAAGACAUGGGCUACAAAAGCUUCUAUCCAAGGCCAAACUGCUGCAGAUGAUAUUGGUCAAAACGGUGCAUACAUCAGUGACUGGCAGCAAGAUCGUCAAGAUUGUAUUGGAUUUUCAUCUCGUGCUCUCCAUACUCCAGGGCAUGAGCCCUGUGACUAUAUUGACGAGCAAGGAAAACAAACAACUUCCAUCAAAGGCCAAACUGCUGAAGAUGACAUUGGCCAAACCCGUGGAUACUUCAAUAGCUGGCAGAAAGAUCAUCAAGACUAUAAUGCUUCCUCAUCUCAUGUUCUCUAUAGUCCAAUACAGAAGCCCAGUCACAAUAGUUUCCAAACCCACACCCCAUCACACGCCUUUGUAGAGCAUGGGAAGGAAACAGCUUCCAUCCAAGGCCAAACUGCUGCAGAUGAUAUUGGUCAAAACGGUGCAUACAUCAGUGACUUGCAGCAAGAUCGUCAAGAUUGUAUUGGAUUUUCAUCUCGUGCUCUCCAUACUCCAGGGCAUGAGCCGUGUGACUAUAUUGACGAGAAAGGAAAACAAACAACUUCCAUCCAAGGUCCAACCGCUGAAGAUGACGUUGACCAAAAGCAAAACCAAAACUCAAAUAUAUUUGGCGUGCAAAGGAAUUGGACAACCUAUAUAAAAGAGACUGCUGCUAAAGAAGGUACCGCCACAACCGGUAUACCGAUCAGCGGCUGGCAGCAAGAUGGUUCAGACAAUAAUGGUUUCGCACCUAAAGGCUUCUAUGCCCCAAGCCAUCACUCAGAUCCCCUGCUGUAUUUGACUCGCAGUCUUGUAAAUACAAAACCCCAAUUCCCACAUAGUGGUUAUUAA
Molecule: messenger RNA, 1212 nt
Organism: Saccoglossus kowalevskii
Lineage: Eukaryota; Metazoa; Hemichordata; Enteropneusta; Harrimaniidae
Source: RefSeq, a predicted model, not a curated record